This is a messenger RNA of Linepithema humile (Argentine ant), 3138 nucleotides long. Lineage: Eukaryota; Metazoa; Arthropoda; Insecta; Hymenoptera; Formicidae. The record is from RefSeq and is a predicted model, not a curated record.
GCGCUUAACCGGUGCGCGUGGUCCAAGCUGUCGCGUCGCUCUCUCCCGAGGAGAAGAGAUCGAAGUGUUGUGUGAUCCAGGAUCUAGCAGAUCAAGUAAAUGACAAUGCGGUGCCGAGUGUCAUCGCUCGCCGUCGUGUUGCUGAUCGUCCUUCUGGACGGCGCGAUUGGCAAGCUGCGAAUCGCUUAUCAAUGGAAGCAGAUUGACUACGAGUGGCCAAGCAACGACACCAAGAGGCUCUUUCCGGAUUACAAGCAGGAGGAUAAUUUACCUUUGGGUCUGGAGGUGACCAGCGAUCGGAUCUUCAUUACGGUACCGAGAUGGAGACAAGGAGUUGCUGCCAGCCUCAAUUAUAUUAGACGCAAUGACACACGCGAAUCGCCGUCCCUCAUCCCUUAUCCUUCUUGGGAAGCCCACCAGUACGGCGCGGCUGGCGUGCCCGAGAUUGUUUCGACGUUUCGCGUGCGCGCCGAUCGUUGUAAUCGGCUGUGGGUCCUGGACACGGGGCUGACGGACAUCCUGGGCACCCCCGAGCAGCAGGCGCCGCCGGCGUUGAUCAUCUACGACCUGACGAACGAUCGCGUGCUACGCAAAUACGUGAUACCGCCCGACCAGAGAACCGCCGAUUCUCUGUUCGCCAAUAUCGCCGUCGAGGACUAUUCGUGCGAGGACUCGUACGGCUAUCUGGCCGACCUAGGCGGCCCAGGACUCAUCGUGUACUCCUGGAGCCUCCAUCAGUCCUGGAUCGUCAGGCACCACUCUUUCCAUCCGGAUCCGUUGGGCGGAGACUUCAAGGUAUCGGGAAUAUCGUUCCAGUGGAACGAUGGUCUCUUCGGGAUGGCUCUAGCUCCGACCGGUGAUGGUUACAGCACCAUGUACUAUCAUCCACUCUCUAGCGGCAUGGAAUUUUCUGUCAGCACAAGAUUCCUGCGCGAUUCUCGACGCGUCAAUUCCGCAGAAACGUCUCAUGAUUUCCAAACACUGGGUUCGCGUGGGCCAAACGGUCAAAGCAGUGUCAGCUUUCUGGAUCCGAAAACAGGAAUCCUCUUCUACGCACUUACUAAUCUGAACGCCAUUGCCUGCUGGAGACCGCAAAAUAAAUUCUUUAUACAACAGCAAGGUUACGUAUAUCAAGACAACAUCACCAUGAUUUUCCCCAAUGAUCUCAAGAUCGAUCGAAACGGGAAUCUGUGGAUCCUCUCGGACAAGCUACCCAUUUUUAUGUACUCGCAUUUGGAUCUACAGGAUUAUAACUUCAGAAUACUCACAGGAUCGGCCGAAGAGCUUAUCAUGGGUACGGUAUGCGCGAUGAUGCACGAUCACAGAGAUUACAUGGGUCACAGAGAUCACAUGGAUCAUAUGGAUCACAUGGAUCACAUGGAUCACAGGAAUCACAUGAUGAGCACAACGCCCAGGAUUACCGGGAGAAUCAACUCUGCUACUACCAUGAAAAUCGAGUCUAUUCUCGUGACAAUGAUACUGAUAAUGUGCCUAUUCGAAGCUCUUAUCUUGAUAACGUUGGACACAAAUUCUCCCGCAACAUCAUCGAAGUUUCUUCUACUUUUACAAAGGCAUUACUUGAUCAACCGAUAUUAUAUAAAGCACAUCAAACACGGAUACGUUAAGAUAGAACACGGAAAUAUUGUCGCGGCGUUGAAUUGCAAAAUCAGAAAUAUCUUCAAUAUGCCGAAAACUAGCACGGUGCCUGGCUUGGCUUAUUUGCCGGCUAGAGAAAAUCCGAGCAAAACCGCAGCGGGUUUUCUUCAAGCCAGAAGAAAGAUUGAUAAUGCGGAAGGAUUAUGGAGGAUUGGAAAUCGACUUUACGAUUUAGAGAAUUUCGCGAAAUUACAUCCGGGAGGCGCGGAAUGGAUUGAGCUCACGAAGGGAACCGAUAUUACCGAAUUGUUCGAGAGUCAUCACAUCACCGAAAGGGCUGAGCGACUGUUACCGAAAUACUACGUUCGCGAAACGACGACGCCGCGGUCGGUAUCACUGACCUUCCUUCCGGACGGCUUUUAUCGUACAUUCAAAAAGCGCGCAUCCGAGGCCUUGAAGAGCGUCGAUUUCCAUCGGCCGUCCAUGACGACAAAUCUUAUUACCGAUUCCUUAGUGAUCGCGACUUUCGCGCUAAGUCUCACCAGCGCCCUUACUCAUUCUUACGCUGCUAUCGUCCUCGCCAGUAUUUUCUUGACAUGGACCACUGUCGCGGCGCACAAUUAUUUCCACAUGAGAGACAACUUUCGUAUGUACUACUUUGAUCUUAGUAUGAUUUCUUCGAAGAAUUGGCGCAUCACGCACGUGAUGAGCCACCAUAUGUACACCAACACCAUGUGGGAUUACGAGAUCUAUGUGGCCGAGCCGUUCUUGCAGUGGAUUCCCGACAAGAAUAAAUCUUACUUAAUAGCGAUGAUAAGCAGGAUUAUCAGCCCUAUUGUCUGGAUGUUAUUGUUCACUACUGAAGGCUUAAAGCGAUACUAUUCAGUAUUCAAAGAAUAUCGAAUCUUUGAAUUUCGUGACUUGGUGCCGUUUGUGCUGCCUUUGUCGAUGUGUUUCUUCGCGCCGAAGAUUCUUAUCGCCUUCAAGUUGUGGCUGAUAAUGAUUCUGUUGAGUAGCGCUUUGUUCGGCUUGAUUGGUUUUAACGCGGCUCAUCAUCAUCCCGAUAUCUUUCACGACGGCGAUAUUUACAGGGACGACUUGGACUGGGGUCUACUCGAGUUGGACUCCGUGCGUGAUCGCGAGAUAAUCGAUGACUCGAUCUUCCUGGCGCUCACCAACUUCGGCUCGCACACGCUUCACCACCUGUUGCCCACCGUAGACCAUCACUAUCUACACCUGUGCGUGCCUGCCUUUCUGCAAACGUGCAAGGAAUUCCACGUCAGUUCCGACAAGUGGACGCAGUGGGAGCUUCUUAAGGGACAAUUCAAGCAGCUCACGCGAACUGAUGCGAAGAAGAAUCAUAGGUAGCUUCGAAGCAGCAAUCUUAAAUUUACGAAUCUCAAAGUCUCUGAAGAAUCUUUUAGAGAAAUCUUUUAGAAUCUCUCAUGUAAGAAAUUUUGACGGAGUAGCAUAAGUACAAAUGUAAUCACUGAAAUUGAAAUUUCUCAAGGUAAUAAAGAUUAACAAUAUUAAUUAGCACAA